Uranotaenia lowii is the source of this 1596-nucleotide messenger RNA. It is a transcript of the gene Zpr1, whose product is annotated as zinc finger protein ZPR1. Bases 112 to 1536 code for a protein of 474 amino acids. Gene Ontology annotation, molecular function: zinc ion binding. The record is from RefSeq and is a predicted model, not a curated record. Lineage: Eukaryota; Metazoa; Arthropoda; Insecta; Diptera; Culicidae. Gene Ontology annotation, cellular component: nucleus; cytoplasm. The transcript is spliced from 2 exons.
AGUUCAUUCGCAUUGCAGAGUCGAAACAACUUCACGCAAGUAAACACGUUGAGCUGGUUAGUUGCGGUUUGUAAUUCUGAAUUUCCAGCCGAAAUUGUUCGCCAAACUACAAUGUCGUCGACGGAAACAGCACCAGCCGAAACAAUGAACGUGUCAGUGCCGCUCGUUCUUGAGGAUGACCUGGAACAUGGGGCAACUGAAAUCGAAUCCAUGUGCAUGAAUUGCCAUGCCAAUGGUACUACCAGGCUGUUGUUGACCCAGAUCCCUUUCUAUAAAGAGGUGGUGAUUAUGUCCUUCAGCUGCGAUCAAUGUGGCUUCCAGAACAAUGAAAUACAACCGGGUGGCGAAAUUGCUCCCCAAGGCAUUCGCAUUAGUGUGCGCUUGGAAACGGUCAAAGACUUGAACCGUCGCGUUGUUAAGUCUGACUAUUCCAGCGUACGCAUUGAGGAGCUUGAUUUUGAGAUUGCAGCUCAAUCGCAAAAAGGCGAAGUUACCACGAUCGAGGGUAUUGUUGAUCGAGUGAUACGAGGACUAGAACAGGACCAGCCAGUUCGUCGAAUACAACAUCCAGAGGCGGCUGAACAGAUUGAACAGUUUGUCACCAAGUUGAACGAGCUUAAGGAAAUGAAAAAUGCAUUUACGAUAACAAUCGAGGAUAUAUCUGGAAAUAGCUUCAUAGAAAAUCCGCUUGCUCCUCAAAGGGAUUCCAAAACGACCAUCUCUCAUUUUAAGAGAACGAAAGAGCAGAAUCAUUUAUUGGGAAUCUUUACUCGCGAUGAAGUUACUACUGAUGAUGGAAAAGGACCUUCAAAUAUUGCUGAGGAAGAAAAAGAAAAUAAACUUUUGAAACCGAUUGCAGAAGGCUCAUGGCCCCUAGAAGAGCUUCAAGGAGAGGUUUUGCAAUUUCCUACCAACUGUCCGGAGUGCAAAGCCGAUUGCGUAACAAAUAUGAAAUUAACAACUAUACCACACUUCAAAGAGGUUGUGAUAAUGGCUACGGUUUGCGAUAACUGUGGUCUUCGUACCAACGAAGUGAAGCCUGGGGGAGGAAUAGAGGAGAAAGGGGUCAAAAUCGAAGUAACGGUCCGUGGAAGAGUUGAUUUCUCGAGAGACGUUUUGAAAUCUGAGUCUUGUGGUUUGUAUAUACGGGAACUUGACUGCGAGGUUGGUGGUGGAGCCUUAGGUGGUAGAUUCACCACUAUAGAAGGACUGCUGACAGCCAUGAAAGAGCAACUAGUUGAAGGUUCCGGAAUGUUUAUGGAUUCUAACGACGAAGAAACCAAACGUCGUUUGGAUGGGUUUUUCGGACAACUGGAUGCAGCCAUAGCUGGGCAACAGCAACUAACUAUCGUGCUAGACGACCCCACUGGGAACAGUUACGUACAAUCAUUGAAUGAUGAUGGCACGCCGGAUGGAGCUUUGAGAAUUUUCCGAUAUCAUAGAUCCCACGAUCAAAACGAAGAGCUAGGAUUGAAUGAUAUGAAAACAGAAAACUACGGCGAAGAAGCUCUUACAGAAACAUCGGAAUCAAGUUAAGUAACGUUUCAAAGGUUGGUUGAGUUGAAAUUUUUUUAACGAAUAUAUGCUAUAAAUUUA